Messenger RNA from Zalophus californianus (California sea lion), 2231 nucleotides. Its product is annotated as TATA-binding protein-associated factor 2N-like. Gene Ontology annotation, molecular function: transcription coregulator activity; RNA binding. Gene Ontology annotation, cellular component: nucleus. Gene Ontology annotation, biological process: regulation of DNA-templated transcription. Lineage: Eukaryota; Metazoa; Chordata; Mammalia; Carnivora; Otariidae. The record is from RefSeq and is a predicted model, not a curated record.
CGCAGAGCCCACACAGGGCUUGAUCCCACGACCCCAAAAUCAUGACCUGAGCCAAAAUCAAGAGUCUGAUGCUUAACCAACUGGGCCACCCAGACGCCCCAAUUGAGUAAACUAUUAAAGAAUGUACCUAAGAAAGAAAAAAAUUCAAUCUAGACGGAAAGAGUGGAAUAAAAAAAAAAAGCAAUAGUCAACAAAGAUUUAAUAAAUACAUGAAUAAAUUUAUAAAAUUAUUGCCUUUACUUUAAAAAGGCAAAAAAUGCAAAUUUAAAAACAAGGUCACGGAAAUAAAAUUCUAGAACCCAGAAUACAGAAGAUGAUAAGAGAGGCUGGCAAUCAGAAGUAAAUGUUCUGCUCAGUACAGCUCCGGCCGCCACGCCGCCUGGCUCUCGUAUUGCUUGUUCUCGGCGGGCUCUGGGGGCUCCUCGCUGCGGCCGUUAGUCAUGUCAGAUUCUGGAGCUUACGGUCAGUCUGGGGGUGAGCAGCAAACUUAUUCUUCCUAUGGAAAUCAAGGCAGCCAAGGUUAUGGACAAGCACCACAAAGGUAUCCUGGCUAUGGACAAACUACUGAUUCCUCAUAUGGACAGAACUAUGGCGGCUACUCCAGCUAUGGACAAAGCCAAUCAGGUUAUUCACAAUCCUACAGUGAUUAUGAGAAUCAAAAGCAGAGCUCAUACAGCCAGCAGCCUUACAGUAACCAGGGACAGCAAAACACGGAAUCAUCAGGAGGCCAAGGUGGAAGAGCGCCUUCAUAUGACCAGUCAGACUAUGGUCAACAAGAUUCAUAUGACCAAUAGUCAGGCUAUGAUCAACAUCAAGGUUCAUAUGAUGAGCAGUCAAAUUAUGGCCAGCAGCAUGAUUCCUAUAAUCAAAAUCAACAGUCCUACCAUUCACAAAGGGAGAAUUACAGCCACCACACACAAGAUGACCGUCGUGAUGUGAGUAGGUAUGGAGAAGAUAACAGAGGAUAUGGCAGGUCACAGGGAGGAGGUAGAGGGCGUGGGGGAUAUGACAAGGAUGGAAGAGGUCCUAUGACAGGAUCAAGUGGUGGUGACUGUGGUGGCUUCAAAAAUUUUGGUGGUCACAGGGAUUAUGGACCCAGACCAGAUGCUGAUUCAGAAUCUGAUAAUUCAGAUAACAACACAAUCUUUGUGCAAGGACUUGGGGACAGUGUGUCUAUAGAUCAAGUGGGGGAGUUCUUUAAACAAAUAGGAAUUAUCAAGACAAAUAAGAAGAUGGGAAAACCAAUGAUAAAUCUGUAUACAGACAAGGACACAGGGAAGCCAAAAGGAGAGGUAACAGUGUCAUUUGAUGACCCUCCUUCAGCUAAGGCAGCCAUUGACUGGUUUGAUGGAAAAGAAUUCCAUGGCAAAUCCUUUGCUACCAGAAGACCUGAAUUCAUGAGAGGGGGUGGAAGUGGAGGUGGGCGACCAGGCCCUGGAGGAUAUAGAGGUCGUGGAGGCUUUCAGGGAGGUGGAGACCCCAAAAGUGGGGACUGGGUUUGCCCUAACCCGUCAUGUGGAAAUAUGAACUUUGCUCGAAGGAAUUCCUGCAACCAGUGUAAUGAGCCCAGACCAGAGGACUCUCGUCCCUCAGGAGGAGACUUCCGGGGAAGAUGCUACAGUGGAGAGAGGGGUUACAGAGGUCGUGGGGGCAGAGGUGGAGACCAAGGUGGCUACGGAGGAGACAGAAGUGGCGGCGGCGGCUACAGAGGAGAUAGAAGUGGGGGUGGCUAUGGUGGGGACCGAGCAGGCGGUUACGGUGGGGACCGAGGAGGCGGUUAUGGAGGAGACCGAGGCGGAGGCUACGGUGGAGACCGAGGAGGAGGCUACGGUGGAGACCGAGGAGGAGGCUACGGUGGAGACCGAGGAGGAGGCUACGGUGGAGACCGAGGAGGAGGCUACGGUGGAGACCGAGGAGGAGGCUACGGUGGAGACCGAGGAGGAGGCUACGGUGGAGACCGAGGAGGAGGCUAUGGUGGAGACCGAGGAGGAGGCUAUGGUGGGGACCGAGCAGGAGGAGGCUACGGUGGAGACCGAGGAGGAGGCUACGGUGGAGACCGAGGAGGAGGCUACGGUGGAGACCGAGGAGGAGGCUAUGGUGGGGACCGAGCAGGUGGCGGCUAUGGAGGUGACAGGAGUGGGGGCGGCUACGGUGGAGACCGAGGCGGCUACGGAGGCAGAAUGGGAGGAAGAAACCACUACAGAAAUAAUCAGCGCAACCGACCAUACUGA